AAUUAAAAUCAACUUACAAAGGAUCAAAAUCGAAACCCAGAGUGCACCACUGACGUAUUCCCAUAUACCACAUCGCGACAGGCAACGUGAAAUUUGACAUAAAAGUUCAAUCCGUACAAAGUUGAAUGAAUUUCCGCGCAAAGUACAAGAAAUGAGAAGCUAAUGAUAAGAUAAAGAUCAAAGACAAGUAAUACAAGAAGACCCCCUAAAAUAUCGUAACACACAAUUUGGCAACUCACAUUUCUCAUCAACGUUUGUUAUUCCCAGUUACGCCUCUCCCCAGUGUCUACCCCGUGCGUUAUCGAUCUGAGAGGCAUACCGUCUGAUAACAAGGUGUAAAAAUGUGUUUUCCUUUGACAAACCGAUGUCUCUAAAUACUUGUUAACGUGGUGUGAUACCAGACAGAUGAAUGUCAAUCCCAAAAUCCGAUGGCGCGAAGAGGCGCCGCUGGAGUCUGUCUAAACAUUAUCACAAACAGCUAUACAAAACUCCUAUACGUUGACAUCCAUAAGAAGAUAGUCCCUGGAAAAGAAAAUAACAUCACAGACCGACCGUAGACGCCAAUCUAAUAAUUUAAAUAAAAAAAUGCUCGAUAAUGAUUAAUCUUGAUUCCAAUAAUUUAUUGGUCAUAUCAUCGCGAUGUCAAUCAAGUAUUAAACGCGUCUUGAGAAGACGAAGUCUGAGCGUGAGCAUCCGAAAUGCAAGUUCCGGCGAAUUACGGAAGAUCUUGAGCCAGAUAAGGCAGGAUGGAAUUGCGGAAGUAUUUUUGGACAAAGAGAGUAGUCGUGGUUAGCUGUCUGUUGCUGAUACUGGUAUGGGUCAUCCUGAACGACAGUUCCUGCUUCUUCGGAGGAAUUUCAAGGCGAAUGACACUGCAGAAAGUAAAGCCAGUAUCGGAAUUGAAUGGCACGUCGAAUAGCCACAACAUUGUUGAAGCGAAGGUCGAAGAAAUUCCAUUAAAUAAUAUCGCAAGUCUCGAUCCAAGGAUCACGAAGGUCCAGGUGGUACCAUUAUGGACGAACAAUGAAACUCUGAAAGACGCCAUAGACGUAAUUCCCAAAAAUCACGUAAUGCGACAGCAGGGUUUAACUCCAAGUCGUCAAUUACCAAGCGCAUUAAUAAUCGGCGUGAAAAAGGGUGGCACUAGGGCUCUAUUAGAGUUCCUACGUUUGCAUCCGGAUAUCCAAGCAGCAGGUUCAGAGGUCCAUUUCUUUGAUCAUCACUAUGCCAAAGGCUUUCACUGGUACAGGCACAGAAUGCCGCCUACUCUAGACGGCCAGAUCACCAUGGAGAAGACACCGUCUUAUUUCGUAACGGCCGAAGCGCCAAGAAGAGUUCAGCACAUGAAUCCAGGCACUAAAUUGAUUGUGGUAGUACGUGAUCCGGUUACAAGAGCCAUUUCCGAUUACACUCAGGCCAAGAGCAAACGUAUCAAGAUGCCAAGAUUCGAGGAGCUGGCCUUCCUCAACGGAUCACAAGUAGUGGAUACGACAUGGGCCCCGUUAAAGAUAGGAGUCUAUGCCCGACAUUUGGAAAGAUGGCUCCAGUAUUUUCCACUCUCGCAGCUUCUCUUCGUAUCCGGUGAGCGUCUGAUAGCCGAUCCUGUAAUCGAGGUCACGAGAGUUCAAGACUUCCUGGGACUGAAACGCGUUAUAUGCGAGAAACACUUUUACUUUAAUACAACCAAGGGUUUUCCAUGCCUAUUAAAAUCCAAGGAACGAGCCACGCCUCACUGUCUUGGGAAGAACAAAGGCCGCAGUCAUCCUCAUAUCGACCCAACAGCUGUACAACGGUUACGAGAUUUCUACAGGCCGUUCAAUCAGCGCUUUUACCAGUUGACCGGUAUGGAUUUUGAAUGGUCUUAGUAACGGCCAAUGAUGACUCUAUUUAAAAAUAGAAAAACAUAUCGUACAGCUAGCCCAAUGCAACGCAGUCAAUUUUUAGCAUACUUCAUUAUUACUGUACAAUUAACUGGCAGAAGGUUUAGUUAUCGAUAUACAUUUGUAUAGUAAACGAUUAGUGAUUGCCAGUUAUCAAGAUAAUACUCUUAGCUAAUUUGAUUUUUUAAAAAAGCUUACUACGAUGAUUCUUUGUAAUAAUUUCUUUAUCUUUUUUAACUCAUUGGCGACAAACGAGGAAAUCCGAGUUAUGCAAUUCCCAGUAACCUCGAGCAUAUAUUUUGGUAAUCUGUUAUCAAUUUCCUCGUUACACAUAUAAAUAUAGACCUGUACCAUAAGCAUAUAUUAUAUUCGACGUAAUAAGUACUCGAAGAGCUCGAAGCCUGUUUUACCUUAUAAACAAAUACGCGACUAUGAUUAUAUUUUAUUUUGUCGUUCACUUUUAUAAAUCACUAGCGCCAUUUCUAUGCAAUUUCUAUGCGUACAAAACGUUGACGCUAACCACAGAAUAAGUAUCAUGUACCUCUAGUCGCAGUACCUAGGAUAGAUAUACAAUAAAAUUGAGGAGUGUUCAUUGGAUUAUGAUAUAAAUGAAAGAUGGGUGUAACAGGUGUACAGAUAUUUUCUUUUUUUUUGCGAAAUGUAUGCGACUCAGAAAGAAUCUGAUUAAUAAAUAUGUCGAUAAUUAAUGAUAUUGAGGGAUAGUGCAUAUCACGUUAUCAAUACGUACAGAGUGAAAGAUCAUUGUAAUGAUCUCUCAUCGAAAAGUGCAGCACGCAUUGAAAGUGCACGAUGUGACGAGUAAAUUCGGCACGAUGCUUUUGCUCAAGAUAUAUAUCUAUAUACAUAGUGAUAUAUAUAUAUACGUAUACAUGUAACGUGUAAACAAUAAUCGUCCGUAAGACGAAGUCCUGAGGACGGAUGGGAUCGUGUAAUUACAAUUAAUUAAAUGAAAUUAAGAUUAAAAGAAUAAGUAUACUGUAAAAGGAGCAAUAUCGUAUUUAUAAAUAUACUGUAUUAACGAUAAAUUGAUCAGUUUACCUGUUUUUUAUUAUUAUUAUAUAGCUUCCAUUACUCAAUAAUUGUUUACUUGAUAACGAUUAUGUUUAAUCAGAAGCAACAUUUUUGAUUCGAUACUAUUAUUCUUGUAGCUGUUAUAGUACAUUGGAAACCGGAAAUAUGUAUGUGGUUGCAGGUCAUUUUCAAUAGCUAUCGGUUGAGUCAUGCCAUUUUAUUAUUCGAUUACCCAUUAUGUAACAGGAUUAACCGAAUUACCUUCUUAUCUUGUAUUUUUUUUUUAUUUAUUCUUAUUCUUAUUGUUAAUACCCUUCAAUCGCUUAGUAACAGGAACAACGAGAGAGCGUCACGGCGACGUUUGCUUAAAAUAAUUAAAUGUUUUAUUGUAACGGCCCAACAUCGUCGACAUAAAUUGUAAAUUUAUUCUUA
This is a messenger RNA of Cephus cinctus (wheat stem sawfly), 3344 nucleotides long. RefSeq names its product heparan sulfate glucosamine 3-O-sulfotransferase 6 (gene Hs3st-B). The record is from RefSeq and is a predicted model, not a curated record. Lineage: Eukaryota; Metazoa; Arthropoda; Insecta; Hymenoptera; Cephidae. Bases 747 to 1865 code for a protein of 372 amino acids. Gene Ontology annotation, molecular function: [heparan sulfate]-glucosamine 3-sulfotransferase activity. The transcript is spliced from 5 exons.